AUGGGAGAUGAGAAAAAAUCGACAGCGGAUGGCUGGUGUGCGAAUACUGUUAUCUCCGUUUCGUGUAUCGGUUUCGACGGGUCCAAGUCCGUCCAGGCGUGCGCGUCGCCACGGCACCGAUAUCAGAUAUUGGGCCCGUCCAUUAGAGAAAAACAUACCACCUGUAAUGAAGCGCCGCCCGCGUCCGUCAAGAUGCUAUCUGCAAGAAAUAAAGAUAGCGCUUCGCAAACGGCGCGGGGUCAACGACCGGCCGGAAAAAAUGGCGGCAAAAACGCGCGCGUAAAAAGCGACCGAGCGCGCCCGUCGGGGUACACGUCACGGGAUUAUGGAUGUGUCGCCCGCGGCGGCGAGCGUGAGGGCGAACGCGAAUUCGCCGCGAGUGGCGUUCGCUGUUCGCGAGCUAUAGGCUCGGUGGCG
Messenger RNA from Iphiclides podalirius (scarce swallowtail), 417 nucleotides. Lineage: Eukaryota; Metazoa; Arthropoda; Insecta; Lepidoptera; Papilionidae. The record is from the annotation of a GenBank genome assembly.